AGCGGGGCGCCGGGGGGGGGGACAGAGAGAGACGCCCCCAUUCCCGUUCACAUUUUAGUAUAUAUGUAUUUAUUUAUUUAUAUAUGUCUAUGCACAUGUAUGUAUAUUUAUGUAAAUGUAUGUAAAUGUAGAUGUAUAUUCUAUAGAUACGGACACUGUUAUUACUGGUACCGCUGUGUGUAUGAAUGUUCAUUUCGGCUGUGCGAGCGCGCGCUCUAGCUCUCUCUCCGCGACCCCGAUCGGUAUCGAUCAGCGGCCCCCGAUCGAUGGGUGAUUUCGGCUUCGCCUCCCUGCGCUGCUCCCCCUCCUCCUCAUCAUCAUCAUCAUCUUCCUCAUCCUCCACAUCCUCCUCCUCCUCCUCCUCAUCAGCCGCCUUCAAAUUCAGGAGCUGCGCGCGUCCGUCCCCCGGCGCGUCCCCGCCGCUGCCCCCCUUCCCCCGGCGGACCAUGCAGGAUGAGCUGCUGCGGCGGGCAGUGAGGAGCGCGCGGCAGCAGAGCCCCCCCGAGCAGAAGCCCCCGCCGGUCGGAGACGGAGCCCCGCAGCGCGCCCCCCCGCCGGACGGGAGCGCGCGUCAGCCCCCGCCCCAGGGUGAGAGGCGGCGGCGGCGGCAGCGGCAGCAGCAGCAGCACCAGCAGCAGCAGCAGCAGCAGCAACAGCAGUUCGCCGUCGGCGGCCCCGUGCGGCUCGACCCCGCGGCCCCCGAGGACGCGGCCACUCUGUCGCCGUCGCCGUCGCCGUCGCCGUCGCGCUCUCCCGCCGUGAGCCCG
This is a messenger RNA of Scleropages formosus (Asian bonytongue), 767 nucleotides long. Its product is annotated as probable serine/threonine-protein kinase DDB_G0281745. The transcript has a single exon. Lineage: Eukaryota; Metazoa; Chordata; Actinopteri; Osteoglossiformes; Osteoglossidae. The record is from RefSeq and is a predicted model, not a curated record. The annotation marks the transcript as partial.